This is a messenger RNA of Arachis duranensis, 1636 nucleotides long. RefSeq names its product metal tolerance protein 4. Gene Ontology annotation, molecular function: manganese ion transmembrane transporter activity. NCBI's taxonomy places the organism in Eukaryota, Viridiplantae, Streptophyta, Magnoliopsida, Fabales, Fabaceae. The record is from RefSeq and is a predicted model, not a curated record. The transcript has 7 exons. Gene Ontology annotation, biological process: monoatomic cation transport; transmembrane transport. Gene Ontology annotation, cellular component: membrane. Bases 142 to 1407 code for a protein of 421 amino acids.
AAUCAUGUUUUGGCAGGCAGAGGUAUGUGAAUGUGGUGCGCAUGGUGCUUCUUCGUCGUCGUCUUCUUCUUCUUCUUCUCAUCAUUUCACUGACAACGCAACACAACUAACCACCUCACUCCUUCAUUCAUUCAUCCUUCCAUGGACGCCAAUAAUUCGGCUUCAGAUCCCAACAUCACGAGCCCGUUGCUAUCCAAGCACCAUCCUCAUCAUCCUCCUGCCUCCUCCGCCGCCGAGAACGGUGGCCGGAGAUCUCGUCUUAGUCGCCGCAACUCCGUCAACUCCCUCAGAACCGCUUUUCUCUCCAAGAUUCCUGACAAGGUCCGAUCUUCCCUCGACGCCGAGUCGCUCUCCAACCUUAAUCUCUCUCUCUCCACCGCCUUAACUCCAGGGGAGAAAGAGUAUUAUGAAAAGCAAAUUGCUACUCUCAAAUCAUUUGAUGAAGUCGAUGCCAUAGUGGCAUCUGACAGCAACAUUAUUGAGGACACUGAUGAUGAGGAACAGCUUCAACAAGAAAGAGCUAUGAGGAUUUCCAAUUAUGCAAACAUAGUUCUAUUGAUACUAAAGAUUUAUGCCACAGUGAGGAGUGGAUCAUUAGCUAUUGCAGCAUCAACAUUGGACUCUCUGCUUGAUCUCAUGGCAGGUGGAAUACUUUGGUUUACUCACCUCUCAAUGAAGAACAUAAAUAUCUACAAAUAUCCAAUUGGAAAGUUGAGGGUGCAGCCAGUUGGCAUAAUUAUCUUUGCUGCUGUCAUGGCAACACUUGGCUUUCAGGUGUUAAUCACAGCUCUAGAAGAACUAAUACGAAAUACUCCUAAUGACAGGAUGACUGAAGAACAAUUGAUCUGGUUGUAUUCUAUUAUGAUAUUUGCAUCGGUGGUGAAGCUUUUCCUCUGGCUUUACUGUAGAACAUCACGGAACAAGAUUGUCCGUGCCUAUGCGGAUGAUCACCACUUUGAUGUUGUGACAAAUGUGGUUGGACUAGUUGCAGCUGUUCUUGGUGAUAAGUUUUACUGGUGGAUUGAUCCAAUUGGCGCUAUUUUACUUGCACUUUACACCAUUACAAAUUGGUCCCGCACUGUUAUGGAAAAUGCAGUUUCCCUAGUGGGACAAUCUGCCCCACCUGAAUUUUUACAGAAGCUAACAUAUCUUGUUAUAAGACAUCCUCAAGUUAAGCGAGUUGACACUGUCCGCGCAUACACAUUUGGUGUUCUAUAUUUUGUGGAGGUUGAUAUUGAACUGCCAGAGGAAUUGCCAUUGAAAGAAGCACAUGCCAUUGGAGAGACACUACAGAUAAAGCUCGAGAAGCUUCCAGAAGUCGAGCGCGCAUUCGUUCAUCUAGACUUCGAAUGCGAACACAAACCGGAGCACUCGGUUCUCGUCAAGCUGCCCAACAAUCAGUCUUGAGCCGAUUUUCAUGUUCUAUGUAUACCAUAUUCAUAGUUGUGUAAGUUGUAAUUUUUGAGUUUUAAUGCAAAAAAGAGGAUCACACUCUUUUUUGGUUAUAUGAAAAAUCUCAAAUCUCAAAUCUAUCUCUGGUUAUGAUAUAUAUGGAAACCAUGCUUUUUGGCACCUUCCAAAACAAUCUUAAACCAACAACAUUUUCCAAUUAUUCCAUCAAAGUUCAUUGAAGUGA